CUCUGCCGGAGGAGGAGGAGGAGGAGGAGGGCGGCGAGAGGGGCGAGAGGCCUGGCGAGUAAGUGGGAGCAUCGAGGGUCCCGGGCGGCCGGGGCUUGCGGUGGACGUACAUUUCAGCAUCAAAACUAGGAAAAAAUAGGAAGGAAUGGCUGUGGAGGAACUUCAUUCCAUAAUAAAGAGAUGUCAAAUCCUAGAAGAGCAAGACUUUAAAGAGGAAGAUUUUGGCCUGUUUCAGUUAGCAGGCCAAAGAUGCAUAGAUGAAGGGCACAUAGAUCAGCUAUUAGAAAUCAUUCAAAAUGAAAAGAAUAAGGUCAUCAUUAAGAAUAUGGGCUGGAAUCUUGUUGGUCCUGUUGUUCGAUGCCUUUUAUGGAAUGAUAAGGAACAUGAUAAAAGAAAGUAUUAUUUUCUGAUGCUUGAUUUAUUGGUAAAGUUAUGUAAUCCAAAGGAAUUAUUGUUGGGUUUGCUUGAGCUGAUUGAAGAGCCCUCUGGAAAACAGAUAUCCCAAAUUAUUCUUCUUUUACUUCGGCCAUUACAAACAGUGAUUCAGAAACUUCGUAACAACAAGGCAUAUUCAGUUGGAUUAGCAUUGUCUACGCUUUGGAGUCAACUGUCUCUCCUUCCUGUUCCAUACUCAAAAGAACAAAUACAAGCAGAUGACUAUGGCCUUUGUCAGUGCUGCAAGGCCUUAAUAGAGUUCACUAAGCCUUUUGUGGAAGAUGUCAUUGAUAACAAGGAAAACUCAAUGGAAAAUGAAAAAUUAAAGGAUGAAAUACUGAAAUUUUGUUUCAGAAGCUUGAAAUGCCCUUUGCUGACAGCACAAUUUCUUGAGCAGUCUGAUGACACUGGAGAUGAUCCUUUAAGGUGUUUUGCAUCUGAAAUAAUAGGAUUUUUAUCAGCAAUUGGACACCCUUUCCUCAAAAUGAUUUUUAAUCAUGGAAGGAAAAGGAAGACUUGGGAUUAUCUUGAAUUUGAGGAAGAAGAAGACAAACAGUUAUCAGACUCUAUGGCUUCUCUGGCGUAUCUAGUAUUUGUACAGGGCAUCAGUAUUGAUCAGCUUCCAAUGGUCUUAAGGACUUCCAAAACUAUGUUGAAUGAUAGUGGUGAGAGUGGACAUCCUUGUCUCGUUCCUGAUCUUAGAGGAAAUGCUUCCAGUUUUUCACCAUUGAGAAUGAUGUUUGCUGUGGGUUUGUCGUACAUGGCCUUUAUUACGUUGAGCCCAUCAUACCUUUUGCAGUUUAAUAUGGGGCAUAUUGAAGUCCUUUUACAAAGAACAGAGGAGUCUGUUUUCUCCAAAGGAUUGGAUCUGUUGGAGAAUGGUUUAUUGAGAAUAGAGGACAACAGUCUACUUCACCAGUACUUAGAAAUCAAGAGUUUUCUUACUGUACCUCAGGGCUUAGUCAAAGUAAUGACACUCUGCCCCACUGAGACAUUGAGGAAAAAGGGUUUAGCUAUGCUUCAGCUGUAUAUUAACAAGUUGGAUCCACAAGGGAAAUAUACUUUAUUUAGGUGCUUAUUGAAUACAAGUAAUCACUCAGGUGUGGAGGCCUUUAUUAUUCAAAAUAUCAAAAAUCAAAUUGACAUGUCAUUAAAGAGAACAUAUAACAAAUGGUUUACAGGACCGCAGCUGAUUUCCCUUCUAGAUUUGGUACUUUUUCUCCCAGAGGGUGCUGAAACAGAUCUACUGCAAAACUCAGAUAGGAUAAUGGCUUCAUUAAACUUACUGAGGUAUUUGGUUAUCAAAGAUAAUGAAAAUGACAAUCAAACUGGAUUAUGGACAGAACUCGAAAAGAUUGAGACUAAUUUCUUAAAGCCACUCCAUACAGGUCUUAAUAUGUCAAAAGCACAUUAUGAAGCAGAAAUUAAAAAUAGCCAAGAAGUCCAGAAGUCUAAAGAUCUUUGUUCUAUAACUGUAGGUAGAGAAGAGAUCCCGAAUAUGCCUCCUGAAAUGCAGCUUAAGGUCCUACAUUCAGCUCUUUUCACAUUUGAUUUGAUUGAAAGUGUUCUGGCUCGAGUAGAAGAACUCAUUGAAAUAAAAACAAAGUCUACCUCUGAGGAAAAUAAGGGAUAAAGUGAAAGCUCCAUCCCCUAAAUAAAAACUAGUAAUAUACUAUAUUAUUUUCCAUUAUGUUUAUUUAAUACCUUUAUAAAAGCUUUUCUGUAAAACACACUGAUAGAAAAUAAAUGUAGCUUUUCUCAUUUAUCCGUUUCAGCAAUGACACAUUAUGGAUCAGUAGUAUUGUUUGGUUUUAAA
Messenger RNA from Eubalaena glacialis (North Atlantic right whale), 2251 nucleotides. It is a transcript of the gene GLMN, whose product is annotated as glomulin, FKBP associated protein. The transcript is spliced from 20 exons. Gene Ontology annotation, cellular component: cytoplasm. Lineage: Eukaryota; Metazoa; Chordata; Mammalia; Artiodactyla; Balaenidae. The coding region runs from base 146 to 2068 and encodes 640 amino acids. The record is from RefSeq and is a predicted model, not a curated record. Gene Ontology annotation, molecular function: ubiquitin-protein transferase inhibitor activity.